Penicillium olsonii is the source of this 1038-nucleotide messenger RNA. The record is from the annotation of a GenBank genome assembly. Lineage: Eukaryota; Fungi; Ascomycota; Eurotiomycetes; Eurotiales; Aspergillaceae.
AUGGCCAAGCGAAGCAAGCUCCUCCAGGCCCUCGACGCCCACAAGGGCCGUGACUUUGACGCUGAGAAGCAAAAGAAAAUGAUCAAGGCCGCGGAGAAGAAGAAGGGCGGCAAGAAGGCCGCAGCUGUCCCCGAGGACAAGCCCGCCGUCGAGGAAAAGAAGGAAGAAGAGCCCGCCAGCUCUGAGGCCGAGGAAGAAGAGGAAGAGGCCGAUGAGGACGAGGAGAUGGACGACGGUGAAGAGGAAGAGGAAGAAGACAUUCCUCUUUCCGACCUUGAAGAAGACGAGCGCGAGGACGUCGUCCCCCAUCAGCGCCUGACUAUCAACAACUCCGCCGCCAUCAACGCCGCCCUCAAGCGUAUUUCCUUCAUCGGCACCCAGACCCCAUUCUCAGAGCACAACUCCCUAGUCUCGAAAGAGCCGAUCGAGAUCGAAGACCCCAAUGACGAUCUUAACCGCGAGCUUGCUUUCUACAAGGUCUGCCAGGCUGCCGCUACCGAGGCCCGUGGCAUGCUGAAGAAGGAGGGUAUUCCCUUCACCCGCCCGGGUGACUACUUUGCCGAGAUGGUCAAGAACGACGAGCACAUGGGUCUGAUCAAGAAGAAGCUUUAUGAAGAGGCUGCUGGCAAGAAGGCUGCUGCUGAGGCGCGUCGCCAGCGUGACCUGAAGAAGUUCGGCAAGCAGGUGCAGAACGCCAAGCUGCAACAGCGACACAAGGAGAAGCGCGAGAUGUUAGAGAAGAUCAACACCCUGAAGAAGAAGCGCAAGGCUGAUACCUCUGCCCCUACCGACGAUGCCAAGGACAUGUUCGACAUUGCCGUUGAGGAGGCUAGCCAGCCUGAGAAGCGUGGCCGUGAAGGUGGUGGCAAGCGCCAGAAGAAGGAUGCCAAGUUCGGAUUCGGAGGCAAGAAGCGCCAUGCUAAGAGCGGUGACGCUGCGUCCAGUGGUGAUCUGAGCAACUUCUCUGCUAAGAAGAUGAAGGGCGGCGCAAAGCGUCCCGGUAAGAGCAAGAGAACUGCGGCCAAGGGACGCAACUGA